Messenger RNA from Perognathus longimembris pacificus (Pacific pocket mouse), 740 nucleotides. RefSeq names its product eukaryotic translation initiation factor 1A, X-chromosomal-like. Lineage: Eukaryota; Metazoa; Chordata; Mammalia; Rodentia; Heteromyidae. The record is from RefSeq and is a predicted model, not a curated record. Gene Ontology annotation, biological process: translational initiation. The coding region runs from base 1 to 573 and encodes 190 amino acids. The transcript has 2 exons. Gene Ontology annotation, molecular function: translation initiation factor activity; RNA binding. Gene Ontology annotation, cellular component: cytoplasm.
AUGUCAACAGGCCAAGUGAAUGAGCUUCUUCUUGAGGUUGGAGAGAGUCACCCCGCUUGUCAGCCUGAGGAGGAGUCCCUCGCCCUCUGCAGCCUCCUUCAAAGAAGUCACCGGUACCACCACCUCGCAGUUACCACCAUACCAAAGAAUAAAGGUAAAGGAGGUAAAAACAGACGCAGAGGUAAGAACGACAAUGAAUCUGAGAAAAGAGAGUUGGUGUUCAAGGAAGACGGACAAGAAUAUGCUCAAGUGAUCAAAAUGUUGGGAAACGGGCGAUUAGAAGCAAUGUGUUUUGAUGGUGUAAAGAGGUUUUGUCAUAUUAGGGGGAAAUUGAGAAAAAAGGUUUGGAUAAAUACCUCAGACAUCAUAUUGGUUGGCCUCCGUGAUUAUCAGGAUAACAAAGCUGAUGUAAUUUUGAAAUACAACGCAGAUGAAGCCAGAAGUCUGAAGGCAUAUGGCGAGCUUCCAGAACAUGCUAAAAUCAAUGAAACUGAUACCUUUGGGCCCGGGGAUGAUGAUGAAAUUCACUUCGAUGACAUUGGGGACGAUGAUGAAAACACUGAUGAUAUCUAGUGCAAUUCAGCAUCUUACAUUCCAGUUUUUCAGAUUGUCCAGCAGUAUGAAAUCUGGCAGCAACUCUUAAAGAAGAUUCAAAACUUAAUAGCAUGACUGUAAUUCGUUAAGGCAGACAGCCUUAUUACUAAGGUUGUUUCUUUAAAAACUGUUGACAUUAUGUUGAG